Molecule: messenger RNA, 3506 nt
Organism: Scylla paramamosain (green mud crab)
Lineage: Eukaryota; Metazoa; Arthropoda; Malacostraca; Decapoda; Portunidae
Product: sterile alpha motif domain-containing protein 1-like
Biological process (GO): regulation of transcription by RNA polymerase II
Cellular component (GO): chromatin; nucleus
Molecular function (GO): estrogen response element binding; nuclear receptor activity; zinc ion binding
Source: RefSeq, a predicted model, not a curated record
ACCCACACACCGCGACGCCCGGCCCAGGUGAGGGGCGGCCCGCCAUCCCUCCCACCCGAGCCUCCCGCGCCACCCGCCCACGCCCCCGCCCUCCCGCAGAAGGCCCCUGGGCACCCCGGGCGCUGGCCGCCCAGGCUGGCGCGGCCCGCAGGCUGCCUGGCACUGCUGCUAUGGUGGCACCGGGCACAGGCACGGUGCCAGGCCCACGUCAGGAGCGCGGCGCGGCGCAGCACGCCCUCAGGAGAGAGUUACCGUAGUGACCAACCCGCGGCGAGGCGAGGCGCUGUGCUCCCGCGGCAGCGCGUCUCUGCAUCGCAGCCGCGGCCUGCUGCCGCUGCAGGCACUGCCGCCACAGGCUGCUGCCCAGGCCGCCCCUUGGCACCUGUACGGCAGCACUCACACAGAGGCACCACAGGGGUGCCGCGGAGCAGUGACACACCCCAGCACACCCGCCACACGCCGCGCCACGCACCGCCAGUCACACACACACGCCGUGCACGCGUCCACGUUCCCGCCGCGACACACACCGGCAGAGGCAAGGCGCCCCUGCAGCAGGCGGCGCCGCACAGUGACGGAGUGACGCCCAGUGAUUGGUGAUCCUUACUUUUAUGACAGAGUGUUCUGAGUGGCGCCGCGGCCCUCCACUCCCGCCACCACGGCUAUGAUAGCCGCUGACGCCUUCACCGUGGCCACGAUGAACCAGCUGUGCAAGGUGUGUGGAGAGCCCGCUGCUGGCUUCCACUUCGGGGCCUUCACCUGCGAGGGAUGUAAGUCGUUCUUCGGCCGCACGUACAACAAUCUGUCACAAGUGCACGAGUGUAAGAACGGCGGGCAGUGCGUGAUCAACAAGCAGAACAGAACCUCGUGCAAGGCGUGCAGGCUCCGGAAGUGCCUCCUGGUGGGCAUGUCCAAGACGGGGUCCAGGUACGGGCGCCGCUCCAACUGGUUCAAGAUCCACUGCCUGCUGCAGGAGCAGGCUGCCUUCAACGGCCAGGCUUCCUCCGGCCUGCGCCCGCCCAUCACGCCCACGCUGCAGGAUGGCUCGCUGCCAUACGUGGCCAGCCGCCUGCGGGAGGCCAUGGGCCACGAGGCGCCCCUCAGGCCGCCCGCGCCGCCGCCGCCACACGAUCUGCCCGCAGCCCUGUCCUCGCUGACGGCGGCCACGCACCUCCAGCAGCGGGAGGGCGGCGGCGGCCAGGAGCUGGAGGGGCGCCGCGAGCAGCUGCUGGCGGCGCUGCGUCACUGCCACGCCCUGGAGGCACCGCGCCGAGCCGCGGACCUGGACCUGCGGCGACCCGUGGACCUGGAGGCGCUGCGCCGCCACCUGGAGCCCGAGGGGGAGCGCGCGGCGGCGCCCUUCGCGCUGCUGGAGUGGGAGCGACGCCUGCGGGAGGCCGCGCGCCGCGCCGCGCAGCCUGACCUGGACCGAAAGGCGCCGCAACCCAUGGAGGUGAAGGUGUCCCAGGCGCCCGAGGGAAAGGCGCCCCGCAGUGACCUGCCCUCCGCCUCGCCGGACAUGGACACCACCGCCGCGCCCCCCAAAGACGACCACGACAAGGGCUUUGCCGGCGGCGGGGGGCGCGGCUCCCCGGGCGCCUGCGGCCUCAUGACGGAGGAGGAGCGGCUCACUUUUCUCAAGGCGGUGGCGAGUCCCGUCCCCCACCAGCCCCCGCCACCUGUGGGGUGCGUGCGCCGCCCCCACGACCUGCUGACCUACACGUCCCUCAACAACAACCUCUUCCCCUUCGCGCCGUGCCCGCCCCUCUGGUCUUCCGUGCUGCCCUUCCCCCCUCUCGCUAAGUUCUACCCGCCCCUGCCCACCCCCGCCCCUCCCCCGCCCCCUCCAUAGCCGGCGGUGUUCGGCGCCCCCGCCGCCUCGCCCUCUUGCUCGCCGUCGCGCUUCGCCAAGGAGGACGCCGCCACCAAGAAGCGCUUCCUGGACGCCGUGCUGCAGGUGCAGCGCCGCAGCGCCAGCCCUCCGGAGCGCCAGGACGCGCCCGCGGCUUCGCGCUCCCCCCGCGGCCACCAGGUGUCGCCGCCAACCUCGCAGGCCGCCCACGACCAGCCCAUCGACCUCACCGUGAGGAGGAAGCGCAAGAUGGACAAGAGCGAGAUCCAGUACCACCCCGGCGACGACAAAUGGCUGCGCGGCGAGGACGGCGACGACGAGGACGACGACGACGACGACGAGGUGGAGGAGCUGCUGGAGGACGACGAGGACGAGGAGGUGACGGAGGAGGAGGCGGUGGAGGAGGUGGUGGAGGAGGAGGCGAAGGAAGGAGAGAAGCAGGUGGAGGUUCCGGUGAAAUUACUGAAGCUGGAAGGAGGAACAGUGAUGGUAUGAAGGAGUGAAGGAAGGAAGCAAGGAGGGAAGGAAGGAUAUUUAGUCAUAAAGUGCCAUUUCUACGGGGGGCCGGGGGGGGGGGCAGCCCAGCACCCCUCGCCCUCCUUCACCCACGCCAACACGAAGAAAAAAGAAACAACAACAUUCUUUUAAUAGUAGUGUAUUCAUUUUCUCUUUUGUGAGUGUUUAGCCAGUCACAGCUCUCUCUCUCUCUCUCUCUCUCUCUCUCUCUCUCUCUCUCUCUCUCUCUCUCUCUCUCUCUCUCUCUCUUCCUACCUAUUCAUCUUUAAUGUGUUUUUACAAUAUUACUGACUCUCUCUCUCUCUCUCUCUCUCUCUCUCUCUCUCUCUCUCUCUCUCUCUCUCUCUCUCUCUCUCUCUCUCUCUCUGUCACCCUAUCUCAACACAUCCAUAGCUCUCUCGUAUUAUUUUAACGUUCCUUUACCGCGUUCCGUCCAGUGUUCCGUCCCCACUACAGUACCCAAGACUUGUGGAGCUUCUGGGUGUUAUGAAUUAUUCCGCAGGGCUCCGUUAAGUAUUCCUGACGUGCCUUAGUCCCUCUUAGUGUUCCCUGAGUGUUCCAAUGCCGCAGUGCUCCGUAAGAGGCAUUUAAAGCCACCGCGGGACUCUACAAGUGGUACAAGUCUCUAAAUCUCAAAGUGUUCUGUAUCUUUCCACUCUGAAGUACUUAAGUGCCUAAGAGAAGUACAGAUGUGUUUAAGUGUUCCAUUUUUUGUUUUAUAAGUACACCACUUGAGAGAUUUUGUAAGUGACUUUUAAAGGAUUGGGGAGUGUGAAGUGAGUCGUAUUGUGUUUUUAAAGUGGUCCUUAAGUAUUUGUAAGUACAGAGGUGCUUGUAAAGUGUUCAGUGCGCCGUGUAAGUGCCUAUAAGUGUGUGCCUUUUAAGUGUAAAGUGCUCCGCUGUUCUGCUUGCCACUCCUAACACCCUCUGCUCAUCUGCUAGUGUGUGUGUGUGUGUGUGUGUGUGUGUGUGUGAAAAUGGUGCGUAGAAUGAUUCUUUUUACCCUCUCUCUCUCUCUCUCUCUCUCUCUCUCUCUCUCUCUCUCUCUCUCUCUCUCUCUCUGUCUCAAGUGUUAAGGCUCAUUAUAAUUUUGUAUUUUGUUGAUUAAUAAUAACUGAAUAACAAAUAAUGAAUAAACUUA